AUGGUUAAAAAAUCUGAUAGACAUGACAUCAUUUCUUUAAAAAAGAAAGUUGAAUUACAUGACAAGAAAAUUGAAUUACAUGAAAAGAAAAUUGAAUUAUCAAACGAAAAAUUUAAUUUAUAUGAAAGGAAGGAAAAUGAAAGAGUGGAAGAAAAGAUAGAUUUUUUAAGUCGCACGCAGAAAUUACUACAAAUAAAGAAUUUGUGUAAUGUCCGUGGGGCGUUAGAAUUCAUCCGCUCACAGAUUAUUUUAUCAUCAAUUAAAAAUCUCUCGUUUUCUGAACCAAAUGACAAGGCAUUGAAGGUUUUGUCAGAUAAUGAGGAAUUCAUUAAAGAAUUAACUCAUGCCUGUGAAGCAAACUUCCUUCGAUAUAAUGAUGUCCAAAGAAGUUUAGGUGGAUUAUAUCAUGCCGCUUCAAAAAAUUUUCAUGGUCAUGAAAAAGACAUUGUCAUCGAUUCAAGAAGCUUUACAAAAAAUGAAGUUUUUGUAUUGGGAGUAUUAUUUCGACAUUUUAACGUUCCAUUUAAUUAUUGUGACGAAAAUGGAAAAUUGGUUGAAUACCCUUAUAAAGUUUAA
This is a messenger RNA of Funneliformis geosporum, 576 nucleotides long. Lineage: Eukaryota; Fungi; Glomeromycota; Glomeromycetes; Glomerales; Glomeraceae. The record is from the annotation of a GenBank genome assembly.